This is a messenger RNA of Penicillium paradoxum, 873 nucleotides long. Its product is annotated as WW domain binding protein 11. The coding region runs from base 1 to 873 and encodes 290 amino acids. The record is from RefSeq and is a predicted model, not a curated record. The transcript has a single exon. Lineage: Eukaryota; Fungi; Ascomycota; Eurotiomycetes; Eurotiales; Aspergillaceae. Gene Ontology annotation, biological process: RNA processing.
AUGGCCAAAGACAAAGAGCGCUCGGUGAACCCUGCCGCCGCGCAGCGGAAGCAGGAUAAACAGAAAGAAUUGAGGAAAGGCAAAGCUGAGGCAUUAGCGCGCCGGAAUGAGAAACUUGCCCGGCGCAACCCAGAUCGGAUCCAGCGCCAGAUCAACGGGUUCAAAGAAGCACAGGAAUCAGGACAACAGUUACGGCCGCGCGAUAAGGAGCUCCUCGAAGCGUUGGAAAAGGAUCUGCGAAGUGUCCUGAAGGCGCGUGAAGCUCUUGGCGACAAGGCACCCCGGUUCGAGCAGGGUGGCAGAGGGGGGCGCCAGGGCGAGGGCGCGAGACGGGGCGGUGGCGACGGAGUGCUCGGGAAGCGGAGGCGAGGCUCAGAUGAAACACGGAUGCCUCGCGAUAGUGACAGUAGUGAUACGGACGAGGACGUGCGAGGGAUACCCAUGCCGCGAGAUACUCCGCCACCAAUCCCGCGCCAGAACCAGCGCAGACGGGAUGGAAAUGUCCCGUCAGAACAGAUUGCUGAGCAUAGUGGUCCUCAUCCGCUGCCAGCUCGUCCGACGGCGGCUCCGGUGGCCAAGACUGUUUACGAGGCAAAGCCUCAGAUUCGGGACUUGCGGCAGGAGGCGAGUAAAUUUGUUCCAGCUGCGGUCAGGAUGAAGCAGCAGGCAAUUAAGGGACAAGGGAAGCUCUUGGAACCGGAGGAAAUGGACAGGCUUGAGAAGGCCGGGUAUAACGCCGGUCCCGCUCCACAAGUACAGGCUGGCGAUUCGUCAGAGAUAGACGGGCUAUUGUCAUUAGAGGAAGAGGAGCGGCGAUUCAACCAGGAGCGUCGGACGGUUCAAAUGGAAGAGGUCGAGGACGAGGAUGCAUAG